Molecule: messenger RNA, 1973 nt
Organism: Aplysia californica (California sea hare)
Lineage: Eukaryota; Metazoa; Mollusca; Gastropoda; Aplysiida; Aplysiidae
Product: ankyrin repeat domain-containing protein 17
Exons: 2
Coding region: 167-1891 (574 amino acids)
Cellular component (GO): cytoplasm
Molecular function (GO): protein binding
Source: RefSeq, a predicted model, not a curated record
CGAUUCACCAUAAUAAAUUAUAUAAGGAGGCGUUACCGUCGGGUUGAGCUCACAACAAGGAGAGAGAGAGAGAGAACGAUGCACUGUUAAAGAUCCCAAGCGUCACACUUCAGACCGGAGCCGACGAUACCGAAAGUCUCUGAUCGGAUCAGGCUGCUUAUUAAUCAUGCAUAAGAACAAACUGACCCGAGCGGUCAUGGACGGGGAUGUGGCCUCUGUGACGUCACAGCUGACCUCCCUGGGCUCCAUGGAGGACGCGAGUCGUAGACAGAAGACAUUCCUCCACGCCCUAGGGUGUGCUGCUUCCAGCGGUCUCGUGGAGAUUACUCGGGUGUUGGUGAACUUUGACCCCGAGUGGGCUCGACGUAAGCGGACUCGGGACACGCCCAUUUUCCUUCUGGCUGCGAUUCGGGGUCAUUUGGAGGUCGUACAGGUUUUGGUAGAGUCAGGGGCGGAUCUCGCGGUGAUGGGGGCAGGGGGGAACACUGCGCUGCACGAAGCCUCGAGACUUGGUCAUCUGGAAAUUGUGCGAUAUUUGAUUUCCAACGGGGCAAAAGUCAACGUGAAGAACAAAGACGGACACACGAGUUUGAUGCUAGCUGCCCAAUCUGGGCACGCUGAGGUGGUUCGUGUUCUGUUGGAAGAGGGAGAGGCGUGCGUACAUGUGUUAACCAAGACAGAGGCAACGGCUCUCGAGUUUGUUCCAAACGACAGGGCAGACAUAGUCAAGUUAUUAUGUCAGCACGGAGUGGACGUCAACCAUAGAGAUAAAGAAAAAGAAACAGCUCUAACCUCCUCUUUGAAACGACGAGGGAAAAUGAGUCUUGAACUUUUGAACUGUCUUUUGUUGUACGGCGCAGAUGUUAACAUCCCCGACAGGCAUGAACAGAGUCCCCUCCUGCUGGCUGUGUCGUGUAACGAGGAGGAUGAGAUCAUAUCCAGGCUCAUAGAUGCUGGGGCUGACCCGAACGCCGCAAACCGUAGAGGAACGACGCCCCUGAUUCAGGCCGUGUGGCGGGAUAGAAAUAGGGUCAUCAGACUUCUGGCGGAAGCCGGAGCAAACAUGGACGCAUGUGACCGCGAGGGCAACUCGGCUGUGAUGAUAGCGCUGUCCAGGCGUAUGGAUGUAGAGAUUGUCUAUCUUCUAAUCGAGCUGGGCGUGGACGUAAACACCCGGAACCACGAAAACGAAACGGCGCUCAAGAUGGCUUUCUCGUUGUUUGGCAUGUCUUGGUUCGACCCUGCGUUGGCCUUGCUCCAAGCAGGAGCGAAACCACCUCUAGAGGACUCUGAAACGGGGACCUGGAUGUUAAGACGAGCCGUCAGGCAGAGAGAAACGGAUCUGUGUCUUUCCCUGAUCGACUCAGGGAUGAAAUACACGCAAACCGUGCAUGAAAUCGUCGUUUACUCUCUGAGUGACGUGGUAGAGCGUAUGCUUUGCAACGGAGGAGUUUGGCCAACCCUCAAAGUCCUAGAGUAUGUUCCAGAAGUCUACGGUAUGAUCAAUAGGCUUCCCAAAAUCCUCAGGUCUACGCCCUUGUCGCCUUUACUCGCCGCCUUCGUGUUCAAGAACGCGCGUUUGGUCCAGGCAUUUCUGUCUAUCAGUUUUCUGAAUGCCUUCGAUCUCUCCUGGUCGCCCCCGCUGUGGUCAGCUCUGAUGGCCGAGUUACAACGCAGCAGUGACGACGCGUGUGUGGACCUAGCCCUUACCCUACGAUACCAGCCCUGGUCUCUGAGAACGCUAUGUUUUGCCAACAUUUCCACAUGGAUCGGGUUCGAGAACAACAGAGCUGACAAACUCUCCAGGACCGGUUUGCCAGUUUCUCUUCAGCGGAGUUUUAUGUUCGAAUCUCGGUUGAAAAUUUCGGAACUUCCUCAUAGUUCAGCAUGAUGAAUAGUUGCUUUAUUUCUUUUAAUAAGGUGUUUGUAAUUUGUGUGUGUGUAUGUGUGUGUUUGUGUGUGUGUGUGUGUGU